CCAAGCAGCAGACUUAAACUUUCCAGUUCUUUGCUUAGGAUAUUAUGGGCUUACCCAUUCGACGCCCAAUCUCAACACUGGCCAUCACGGCUCUCCUGGUCUCCAUUCUCGCAUUCGUUGUCACUGCAUCGUCAAAUGAUACCGACAGUAAAAGUUCGAGUGGUGGAGUUCCACACCUUCGCAAUCUGUCAACGUUCGAUACCUACGAUGCACUCGGGCUGGCCUUCAUCGCUGUUGGUCUUGCAGUCUCAGCUGCAGGCGGCGUAGGUGGCGGGACUAUUCUAGUGCCAGCAUUGGUCCUCAUCAUGGGUUUCGAUAUCAAGCGUGCAACGCCGGUAUCCAAUCUGGCAAUUGUUGGUGGUGCUAUCGCCAAUGCUUGGUUCAACAUCCGCAAACGUCACCCGGCAGUGGACCGCCCUCUCAUUGACUCGGACUUGGCUCUAUCGAUGAUUCCAUUGGUAAUGGGCGGUGCAGUGGUGGGCACUGUGCUUGCUAAGUUACUCCCCAGUUAUUUGCUCUCGCUGCUUUUUGUCGUGGUGCUCGUCGUGGGAGGUACUCGUACUGUAUCUAAAGGGAUCAAGAAGUAUCGUGUCGAGACGAAAAGCUGCAAAGUGCUGGAGGUUUCUCCUACGCCAGCAGCGAUUGAAACAACGGAAGAGCAGCGAGCUGCUCCAUUCGUGGCCAUGCGCUCAUCAAGGUCGUGCCCUGAAGAUAAAGCUGUUGACGAUGUUAGUGGUGAUUUCACCGGUGAUUCUCUACUUAAAGGAACAGGAAGCCGAUCCAACGAAUGUGGUGGCCCGACUGACGAUGAGGUGCUGGCCGAAAUCUUGGAACGGGAACGCCAUUUCUCGCUGACCAAACAAGGCGCUAUCAUGCUUUGCUACAUGGGCAUCGUAGCUGCAAGUAUCGGUGGAGCAGCAGUGACUUGCGGAGGUAUCGCCUACUGGUUGUUACUCGUCAUGGAACUCCCGUGGAUCGCUGGCUUCGGUGCCUGUACAGCAGUAUAUCUCUACCGACAGCAUCGCCGAAAAGUGUCUGUCAACUACGAAUUUGCAGCGGGUGAUAUCCACUGGACGAAGAAGGCGGUUGUCCACUUUCCGUUGGCUUGUGCCGGCGCCGGUCUGAUCGCUGGACUGUUCGGCGUUGGUGGAGGAAUCGUCACUGGUCCUUUGAUGAUUGAGAUGGGCAUCGUGCCUGAAGUUGCGUCGGCCACUACAGCACUCAUGGUGCUGUAUUCCUCAGCUGCAGCAACAGCCAAGUUUGCCGUAUUCAACAUGAUCGCGUGGGACUGGGCCUUGCUUCUGUCUGCGCUGGCGUUCGUGGUCACUGCUGUCUCGCAGGUGAUCAUUUUGGGCUUCGUACGCAGAACUGGCCGUCAGUCCGUGAUCGUACUGUGCAUCGGCGCGACAAUCUGCAUCGGAGCUGUGCUCAUGACGUACCAAGCCAUCAAGAGCACUAUCACUCAUGCCGGCGAGCCUUUCGAGGUAGACGUAUGCAGAUAACUUUACUGGCGUUGAACCACGCAUAGAUUUGAUGCGCAAAGUGUUCCAUACGCACCGAAACGAGCGAUAAACUUGAGCAA
Molecule: messenger RNA, 1582 nt
Organism: Phytophthora nicotianae INRA-310
Lineage: Eukaryota; Oomycota; Peronosporomycetes; Peronosporales; Peronosporaceae
Exons: 1
Coding region: 45-1502 (485 amino acids)
Biological process (GO): protein ubiquitination
Cellular component (GO): Cul4A-RING E3 ubiquitin ligase complex; membrane
Source: RefSeq, a predicted model, not a curated record